Gallus gallus (chicken) is the source of this 5122-nucleotide messenger RNA. It is a transcript of the gene PDLIM5, whose product is annotated as PDZ and LIM domain 5. Gene Ontology annotation, molecular function: actin binding; muscle alpha-actinin binding. Lineage: Eukaryota; Metazoa; Chordata; Aves; Galliformes; Phasianidae. Gene Ontology annotation, biological process: actin cytoskeleton organization; heart development; muscle structure development. Bases 181 to 1968 code for a protein of 595 amino acids. The transcript is spliced from 13 exons. Gene Ontology annotation, cellular component: stress fiber; Z disc; filamentous actin. The record is from RefSeq and is a predicted model, not a curated record.
GGCAGACGCGCCGCGGGUGUCUUCGUCGCUCCGCGCCCCGCAGCGCUGGGCUGGGUGAGUGAGCGGGGCUAGGCGGAGAGGGAGCAGGGAAGGCAGAAGCUUGGGGUGGGGCUCGAACUUCGCGCUGCUUCUCGUAACCUGCAUCAAGUCCUUGGCUUGGAUCCUUGAAUACUGAACACCAUGAGCAACUACAGCGUGUCUCUGGUCGGCCCGGCUCCUUGGGGUUUCAGGCUUCAAGGUGGCAAGGAUUUCAACAUGCCCCUGUCCAUCUCUCGGCUUAACGACGGUGGAAAAGCAGCCCGAGCAAACGUGGGGAUUGGUGACGUGGUUCUCACCAUUGAUGGGAUAAGUACAGACGGGAUGACUCAUCUAGAAGCACAAAACAAGAUCAAGGCAUGUACAGGCAAUCUGAACAUGACUUUGCAAAGAGUGGCUUCUGCAACAAAACCUGAUAUUAUUCAUGUACCAAAGGAAGAACCUAAAGAAGUAGUUAAGCCUGUGCCCGUUGCCUCUGCUGCUGCACCCAAAGUCACUGCCAUGGCCAGUGUGGCUUACAAUAAGACCCCGAGGCCAUUCGGAGCUGUGGCCUCCUCAAAAGUCACCUCCAUCCCGUCACCAUCCUCUGCCUUCACCCCAGCUCAGGCGGCACCCAUGCUUCCCACCCCAGCCCCAUUUGCUGCACCAGGACUGCAUGUUAACGCCAAGCCUAAUGCUGAUGGGUGGCCGCCCGCGCCGAGCACUGCUAAACCUGCCGUUAAUGUCCCACGGCAGCCUGCCACGCACAAUGCCGCCCCGGGCGGCCAUGUCGGCGACAGCACCCAGGAGCUAGCGGAGGGGCUGCGACGAGGAUUCAGAGAGAACCAGGGUGACAAUAAACAGCAAAAUGGCCCCCCACGAAAGCAUAUUGUGGAUACCUAUACGGAGUUCUACCACACCCCUACUCACAGCGAUGCCAGCAAGAAGCGGCUGAUUGAAGAUACUGAAGACUGGCAUCCCCGGACAGGCACCACCCAGUCACGCUCUUUUCGCAUCCUUGCUCAGAUCACCGGCACUGAUCAUAUGAAAGAACCAGAACAUGAAGGUGCAAAGAAGUCUAAUGAUUCCAUGGAGCCUACCCCUCCUGCUGCUUAUACACCCACUUCAGUGAGGAAUGUGUCUGCCAGCCACGAAAGCCCAGAUCCUAGACCUAUCCCCACCAACAAUGCCACAUCUCCUUCAGCACCCAAGCCAGCAGGACCCUCAAGCGCUGCCAAGUACUCAGGCUGGCAGCCUCCAAGCCAAGCAGCUCCUGCCAGUGGAUGGACAUCAAACAGUAAUAAAACAUCUGGAACAACUGCUCCGAGUCAAAAGUUAGCAGCAGCCUCUCAGCUAACAGAGCAGGACACAUUGGUUCAGAGGGCAGAGCAUAUUCCAGCAGGAAAGCGUACUCCAAUGUGUGCACAGUGCAAUCAAGUCAUUAGGGGACCUUUCUUGGUGGCCUUGGGGAAGUCAUGGCACCCAGAGGAAUUUAACUGUGCUCACUGCAAAACUUCCAUGGCUUACAUUGGAUUUGUGGAAGAGAAAGGGGCUCUGUAUUGUGAGGUCUGCUAUGAGAAGUUCUUUGCACCUGAGUGUUCCAAGUGCCAGCGGAAGAUCCUUGGAGAAGUAAUAAAUGCUUUGAAACAAACUUGGCAUGUUUCCUGCUUCGUGUGUGUGGCCUGUCAUAACCCCAUCCGCAAUAAUGUCUUCCACUUAGAAGAUGGUGAUCCCUACUGUGAGACGGAUUACUAUGCCCUCUUUGGUACUAUGUGCCACGGCUGUGAAUUCCCCAUUGAAGCUGGAGACAGGUUCCUUGAAGCCCUGGGCCACACUUGGCAUGACACUUGCUUUGUAUGCUCGGUAUGUAAUGACAGUUUGGAGGGUCAGACUUUCUUCUCCAAGAAGGACAAGCCACUCUGCAAGAAACAUGCUCACUCUAUCAACAUCUGAUUCUUGGAGCUCAUCUUGUUUAGCAAAUGUGCUGAGCAGAAGGAAAGGUCAAAAUAUCCAUGUUCAAUAAUUGGUUAAAAUUAUUUAUAUAUGCUAUGUUAAAAAUGGAAGAGGAAUGUGGAAAGUUUUGGGGUUUGUAUGCUACUUUUAGAAUGUUUAUCAGUUAGGGAUUUGCUUCAUGAAAAGAUGGGAAUUGGAAAUCACACCCAAGCCAAACUAUUAGAGCACCUUUACAUCUGUACUUGGCAUAUUAUGGGGUUCAUGAUUUUAUGACCGCAUAUAUAUAUAUACUUAUAUAUGAGAAAGGAAACUUCUCUAAGAAUAAAUACCUGAAACUAAUGUGUUGGUUUUGCUGCUGUUCAACAAACAAGAGGAGAUUGGCUUCAGUGAUCCAGAUCACUUUAUUGUGCUGAUGUUUUUUAAAGUGUAUCUAGAAGUACUGAAGCUAAACUCCAUUAAAAAGGAACUCAAAGCAGAAAUAGGCUUACAGGGUAUGCAGUUCAACAACUGUUAAUUUCAUCUGAUGCUCUGAUUUAUGAAGCCUCCUGCACAAUUACACGUAUUUACGCCUUUAGCAGUGAAAUCUCUGAUAGGCCUGCAGGGUACAGAGGUUUUUACAAAGCAAUGAAGAGUAGGUGGCUAUGCUAGCAAACAGGAGUGACUUAGAAGAGGCCACUUGAAAGAAAGCGUAGAUGGGAUACCAUUCCUGACAUCAUGGCGUGUACUACCAGAACACUAGCCAAAACAAAGUGCUAGUUGAGGUGCAUUUGACAAGACAGAAAUGUCAGAUCAGAUCUUCAGUAUAAGGAAGUAGGAGUUAUACUCUUCUGUUCACAGCUGAAGUUCUAGGAAGUUUUCAGUGCCUCGGAAAGGAAAUCACAUUGAAUCUACGCAUAACAGUGCUUAUAACUUGAAUGUGAUGCUUUGGUGUUUAAUGAGGGAAACUUCUGAGGACAGAAGGUCCUCAGGUGCAACUGAGGACAUUACUUUUCUCUCAGUACAUUCUUUAUGAUGUAGCUCAUAAAUAUGUAUAUUGGUGGUGUGCCAGGUAGUGUACUGAAAACUGAUUUUCUUGCUCAGCUGUUACGAUUUUUAUUCGUUUUGCUUUUUUCUCUCCUUUCCAGCAGAUGCAAGGAAUAUAUUGUUAAAUAAUGUAACAUUGAGUUAGGCAGUCCAGUAUUUCUCAGUUGUUGCAGGGGAAAGGAGACAAUAGUGCCAUUAUGCAUUUAUUGCAAGCCAAGAGAUUUUGCCAAUCCUGUGGCUUUGUAUGAAUUUCACUUCCACACAGAGGGUCAGCAGGAGACCUGUGCACCAGUUAAGUCCCACUUGUCUUCAAAUUAGGGCUCAAAUGGUAUGGAGUAGUAGUAAGCUUAUAGGGGAGGGGUAAUGACCCUCUGCACGAGGUGAAUUUACUCCAGCAGAGUUGCACAACAGAGGAGGCCCUCUUGGGGCUAGAUUAGAUUCCUGAUGCAAAAUGCAUUUAUGUGCUAUUAAAUUCAACUGGGAUGUUAGAGCUGAAUUGUGUUAGGCUUCAGUGUUCUUUCUAAUAUACAUUCAAAAUGACUGUUUGACAUGUACUGGGCAGGUUUUUUGUUUGUUUUCUUCUGAUUUCUUUUUUUGUUUGGAUGUCGCUGUUGUUGUUUUUUUAAAUGAUAAAAAGGAGAGGUUUAGACAUAAAGCCAUGGGAAAAAAAAUGCAAAAUAUUGCUGUGGUUGAGUAAGAGGGAAUGUCAACAAAAGAGGCGGGAAAAAUGCACCAAAAUUGCUGUACUGAAAUAUGGAAAGGAAUUUCUUUUUAAUUCAGUUAAACGGAUUCACACGAUGGACUGUUUCACUUUAUUUCCUGAGGUAGUUUUUCUUCAAUACUACCGUUUCUUUUUUUAACUUCUGGUGGUAUGGAAGAAAUGUCACAAAGCUGUUUAAGGUGUUUAUACUAUAAUAGAUAUACCCUUCUGUGAGUGUGGGUUAAAAUCAAAAGGGUGGAAGCAGAAUGGAUGAGAUAACAGCAAUGUGAGCCAGCUUACUUUUGAAAUAAGUGGAAUGUGGGGAAAUGAGACCUAAGAGCUAGGUGUCCAUAGAGCUAUAUUGCACGUUUGAGGGAAGAGGAUAGGAAUGCACAGGGUAAGGUGGUAUUUUCUGCAGUUCAAACCUCGCUAUUUCGAAGUAGGAUAGAAGCUCUUCAAUGGGCACAAAGUUUGUCAGUGUCCUUAAAGUCAAUUUGAUUUUUUUCUUUUUUUCUUUUCUUUUUUUUUUUUUAAUUUUAGGUUCAUAAUUUUUUAUUGGAUUUGUAUUUCUUAAUCCAUAUGCUCUAGGAUUUGAACUUUCACAGUUGUUAGUGAAUUUGAGGACAAGCGCCUGAAAGGCUCCAGUAGGACUGCAUCACUUAGCUGCUUUGUGUUUUAGUUUUUGCUAUGUUUAUUUGUUUAAAAUUUAAAAAGGAAGCAUAGAAUCACUGAUAUAUAAUGAAUAUUUAAUGGCUCUCUGAAAUAAUCUAAAUCAACUAAGACAAAAAGGAACAUACUGUUUAUCGUUAUUUUAAUAAGUGAGAUUUUAGUAGAGCACUUUAUUAUAAUGCUGUAUAUCUCACUGAAUAUUUAUUACUUUGUUGUUGUUGUUUAGGGCUAUUUCAUACUGGUUGUUUUAUUUGUCAGCCUGCAUAUUUACCUCUGGAAUCUUUUGGCGUGUCAAUGUGUGUGUAUUUAGGCAUACUUGCCUUGGUAUGCACGUGUGUACACUGAGACAUGCAUAUUUGUUCACAUAAGCGUACGUAUAUUUGAUUUAAGACUUGACAUAGCAAAAAUCAGAGCAGUUUCAUUAUUAUUUGAUUUAAUUUGUUUGUUUUUAAGAUUCCCAGCUUCAUAAAAUAGAUCUAUAACAUUCAUGUUUUGAGGUGAAGUUAGAAAGUCAGGAAACUCCUGUUAGUAGCCUAACUGCUGUAGGUUUUUGCAUGCAUUUUCAGCCAGUAAUUCCUUUUUCUUCCAAAACUGUGUCAAGAGAAUUGGAUUUAACUCUGUUUGAAGUUAGAAGAUCUUUAUAACUAAAUAAUUGAAUCAUGAUGAGUGUUUCGGUAAAUUGUAACUAAAUAAUUCAGAGUUAUGUGUAAAUAUAAUAAAUGCUUAAUAUAACAAUGCAAUAAACUUAUAAACAAAAGUUAA